GCAUCGCCCGCCGGCUCCAUGGAGCUUUUUGUGAGCUUUGUCCGGCCCCGUGGGGAGACCUUGGGGUUCCCAGCUCGGCCCGGCAGCACCGGCACGGUGAAGACCCUGGGCAACACUUAUCAGUUCACGGUGGAUGUCAGCGACUUCGCCCCCGAGGACAUCAUUGUCACCACCUCCAACAACCAGAUCGAGGUGCACGCUGAGAAGCUGGCUGCGGAUGGCACAGUCAUGAACACCUUCACCCACAAAUGCCAGCUGCCCGAGGACGUGGACCCCACGUCGGUGUCGUCCUCGCUGGGGGACGAUGGCACGUUGACCAUCCGCGCUCAGCGCCAGCCCAAGCAUCCCGACCACGUCCAGCAAACCUUCCGGACUGAGAUCAAGAUCUGAGGGGUCGGGG
This is a messenger RNA of Nestor notabilis (Kea), 400 nucleotides long. RefSeq names its product heat shock 27kDa protein family, member 7 (cardiovascular) (gene HSPB7). NCBI's taxonomy places the organism in Eukaryota, Metazoa, Chordata, Aves, Psittaciformes, Psittacidae. Gene Ontology annotation, cellular component: cytoplasm; nucleus. The transcript has 3 exons. Gene Ontology annotation, biological process: heart development. The record is from RefSeq and is a predicted model, not a curated record. The coding region runs from base 19 to 390 and encodes 123 amino acids.